Messenger RNA from Parnassius mnemosyne (clouded apollo), 4949 nucleotides. Lineage: Eukaryota; Metazoa; Arthropoda; Insecta; Lepidoptera; Papilionidae. The record is from the annotation of a GenBank genome assembly.
AGUCUCAGCGUGUUCAGCACAUCGUGCGCUCUCGAGCAUUCGAAAAUUGAAAUGAUUCAUUACUUUUUUGUUUAAUUUAUUCAGUGACAGUACGUUUUAUCGGUAAAUAUAGUCUGUAAAACCUGUUUACUGCGUGGUGUUGUCGAUUGAACCCAGUUUUGUGUAUGUAAUAAUACAAGAAUUUGUUUGCGUGUUUAAUUAAUAAUUACGUGUUAAAUAAUUUUGUUUGAUAUUUAUUUCCAUGGUCGUGUUCCCUAUAUUAGUUAUUUAAGUUAACAAAUCUUGAUAUAAAUAAUUUAAUAUUGAAAUGAUGCUUUUGAUAGAGCCCUACCAUAGAGUCCUGUACCGGCCAGAGACAGUGUGUUCCAAAUAUAAAACGCAGAACUUUACGGUAUUUAAAUAAACUAAAAAGUUGAGUGCGGUGAAUUAAUACCUGUAAAAAAUAACGGUGAUAAUUAUAAUUAUUUAUUAAAACAAUGUCUGUAUCCGUUAAUGUGAAUAUAUACCUAUACAGUGGAAAUCUAGAUAGACUAUAAAAGGAAUAGUGUUUCGUAACUUUUUAUGUUUAUGCUCUGUGAUAAUAUAAAAUCUAAAUAAAAUCAAAAUGGGAAAGAAGAAGAAACAUAACGGCAAAAAGAGUGGCAACAGAUUUUUUCGCUGGAUGAGAAGUGACUUACCAGAUGAAGAGGAUAAGAAGACACCUGUCCUCCUUUUGGGAGUAAACAAGAUUUCUGAUUCUCCAUCAUUUGUAAGAAGAAGGUCAACAGAACCACACACAUCUGGUUCAAUAAGAUUUUUUCGUCCGCCGAAAUCGAAAUAUACGAGAGGGCUUCAUGGAGAUGAAAGAUUGGAGAAAAUUAGGCAAGAUCUCUUAGUCCACAAACAUAAGCCAGAUAGGUACAUUCCAAAUACAAAUCAAGAUAUUUCGUUAGAGCCUGUAGCAAAAAGACCAUGUCUGAAAUUGAGCUGCGUGAGAAACUGUAAUUGCGACAGGAGUAAAUCUUCAAAUAGAGGGUCAUUUUCCUUUCAUAGGCCUGACAACCGCCAGUCUUCCCUGUGCCCGUCUGAACCUUACGGAAAGCCUGAAGAAAGGAAAGAUUUUUCAGAAAACGAUAUUGAAUAUAAAUAUACAGAAUACAUUCCAGAUUCCGAACCUUCUAGCAGUAAGCAAACCUCAUACAAUAUUACUCCCAAAUCAACGGAACGUAGACAUUUUUUGCUCUCAAACUUGAAUGAGAGAUUUCGCAAAACGCUUAGCUUGGAUUCACGUAAAAUUGAAACCAAUCGUAUACCACUGAGCUUGCCCCAAGAGCAACGACCCAAAUCUCUUGUAAAUACGAGUAAUAUUUGUAUGCAACAAUUCAAAUCGGGUGAUCCAUUCAUAUUACCAAAUUUCGAUAAGUCUAGCCAGCCAAAGAAGAAACGAAAAUCGUUCUUCUCACUUGACACGUUUUUUGAUUCAAAAAAGUCCGACACAUCUUCUGUAGAUGAUUACUGUUCGUCAAAAUAUAAACGAUUUGAGUUAGAAAGCGAUGAAUCGCCACUUUUCAGACGUGAAAUUUCACAUCAACAGCACGGAGAGAAAACUCCGGACUUAUUAAAUUUACCAGUCAUAAUAGAUUCUGUUCGAAAGAAACAAUCGGAAACGAGACGACAGUUGGACAAGUUAGAAAGUCAUUUCUAUAAAAGCUUAAGUAAAACACAGACUGUUAUAGACGCGGUACCGAAAGACGCUACCGACGUACAAGGUCCAAGCGGACAUUCCAACCAUUUGUUCGUAUACGAUGACGACGUGGAAUACAUUGAACCAAUAAGGAGUAAUUUUACUAGUCAAAGCACAUUAAUUCUAGAUAAGAACUUUCUGAAACCUGAUUCAAUAUUAACGAUUAACACAGAAGAGACUGACAUUAAACUUCCAAGCUCCACCGUUUCACCGAAAUCUAAUGAAGUUAGAAAUCUUGAUAAUGAUUUAGAUAGUAUCGGUGCUUAUGAAAUAGAAGUAAAGGAAGCCGAUUUAAUAAAAGAUAAAGCAAAAAACUUGACAGUGAAAGUGAUGGACAAAUCGGUGGAUUCUAUUGGUAGCUGCUCCCUCGAUGUCGACGCAAGUACAGACUUUUCAGAUACCACUUCAGGAAGCUUGAAUCUUCUCACGCCAUCGUCUACAAAUAGUCGCAUUCGGGAUUUCACGUCCCGAAUCCAGGAGAGAGCUGGAUCAAAUCUACAACCAAGUUACCAGCCAACACCCACGCUCACACCCACACAUACUCCAGAGGACGUCACACCAACGCCCAAGAAAGAAAAUCUACUUAGACCACCACCUAAACUUUAUGUGGAAACUAGUAGCCAUAGAUCACGUGGAUAUCAUAAAAAACGAGAGGAAGUGACUCAAAAAAAGCCUAGUUAUUUAAACUUAGCUUGCUCAGUCAAUGGUUACACUAAUCUAACAACGUACGACUCGAAGCUACGGCAGGAUAUCAAUAAGAGCCGUGAAGCAUCACCAAUAAGGCCCAUUACACACACAUACCAGUAUAAAAGCGAAAAUAAUUCUUUACUUGUUCCAGUCCCUAUUGGCGCAAACAAACUGCUUGUACCUAAUUUUAUUCCCCAUGACACUGGAACUAAUUUGACAACAAAAGCGCCUUCUAAGGCGCACACGGAUCCGUACCUGUCAUCACCAGUACAUGCUCAUAUGGCUGCUGAGAAUAAACAACUUAAGAACGAUUUUUUAGGCCCCAGCAUGACGACGACGAGUAGACCUUAUAUAUCUAGUGAAAAUAAGAAUUUCGCCACAUCAAUGCUCCAUAAGGACGAAGUCGACAAUGCUAAAGAAAUUACUUUUAAGUCUAGUUACUCAGAAACUAAUUUCAGACAAACAGUUACGACAAAUGGCAAGGAAUCCCGGUAUAGCUCUGAAUCUUACACAAUAUCUUCAAAUUGUAUGUCGAAAAGGGUGGAGAUUACGAAAGAAAAUGGUGAGAAACUGACGAGUCCAAUGAAAAGUUUUAUUCAACAACGUGUCGAGAGACUCUACGGUCCCGGAGCACUUGCACAAGGAUUCUUUAACCAAAAACGCCUUAAAUUUAAAAGUCAUAGUGAUGAAGACGAUUCCAAAGUGCUAACAGAGAAGUCAUUAAACUGCCCUGAGAAAUUAUUGUCUCCAAGAAAAUCCUGUAGUAACCUAGAGAGUGAAAAUAUAUAUUCUAGUCCCAAUGAAAUGGACUCCAGUGUUCUACCUGUCUUAAGACAUUUACGACCGGAAUUCCGAGCUCAGCUUCCAAUACUAUCACCUAAGAAAAGCUUAAAAUGUGAUCUAUCCCCACAAAAGGAUCAAGACAUUCCAAAGUCUAUAGACAAGACUGAAGUAAUAGAACCAGGUCAAGGUAAAACAAGUGAAGUGUCUGUGACAAAUGGUGUAUCUGUGAUAAGUUUAGAUGAUGACAAAGAGAUUGUGGUUAAAGACCCUAUAAAUGGGAGUGUGAAAGUGAAUGGUGCUGACAAAGUUAAUGGAGAGGUUGUUAAAGAUGCACAUUAUUUCCUUGAUCUGGAGAAGAAGGAGACAGAGCGACUAAUUGCACUUGCAGCCAGUGCAGAGAAGGAGCUGGAGAUCUUGCAGAACCAAGAGAAUAUAAGUGAAGAAGUACUGGGUUUACUGAGAGCCGCGUCCGGUAAAGCACGCCUGCUGGCCACGCAGAAGAUGCAACAAUUUGAAGGCCUCUGUUACAACAACAUCAAUGAACGUCUGGACGAGCCGUUCCCUACCACAGUGGAAGAUUUACAAGGCUUCUGGGACAUGGUGUGCCUGCAGGUCCGCAACGUAGACGCCCUGUACGAACACAUAGCAGCAAUGAAGGCUAACAACUGGCAGGAGAUCGCUUCACCAGUGGCAAAGCCACCAACUGUGACCACUUCACCAGCACGCGGCAGUUCUAGAGUGACGCCUCGUGUCAGUAACGAGAAGGCGCGUUUAGCUGCCGAGAAACGUGAAGCCGAUCGCAAGGCUAUGCUUGAGCACAGAAGACGUAUUGCACGCGAAAGACAACUGGCGGCUCGAGCGGCGACUCCCGGUAGCAGCCAGGAGAAGGAGGACGAAAUGGGCAUUGAAGGCAGUCAGGAAGUUGAAAUAUUUGUAGGCAAAAGCGGUAAACCGGUGAAAAUCGCCCCAAAAGGAGACUGCACAAGUGCCAACCAAUCUGAAGACUCCAUCAAUCAAAGCUGAUUUGACUGUCAAGUGUAUGAACUUUUGUAUAGUUAAAAUUGUCCCCUGGGUUAUAUUAUCUGGAAUUAAAAUAGCAGGCUUCAUAAUAAUUUAUUAUUCUAGCAUUAACAAUACUGUUUUAAUCUCAUGACAAGUUUAGUAAUUUCCUACUAGAAACUUAUCACCUAGUUUUGAAUGCAUUGCAAAUUUUUUUUUUUCCAAUAAACACCUUUUUAUUUUAAAGGUGUCAAACAAAUUAACAUAAAAGUUAUUCCCGAGUUCCAGACUAAUAUAAUCUUACUUUGAUCUUAAGUCUAGUUUGUGGUAAAAAUAUAGAUACUUUGAAAAUUUUAGGCUCAAUGAUGAAUUACGGUGAUAAUUUAUUUUAUAUUCCAUGUAAUAAUAAUAACUGUUGACUACUCAUGCUCCUAACUAAAAAGUAAGUAAAUAAUAAAUAACUGAUAAAAUUAUGGACUUAUUUGUGAAAAUUGAUGGAGAAUAUAAGUUUUUUCAUGAUAUGUACAAACACUAAAGAAUGUAAAAAUAAAUGAGUAAUUGUUAGUUUAUAAGCCUUUCGAAUUAUAAUUUAUCCAUAAUCAGGAAAAUAAAUAGGUUAUAAUAAUUUUGUGUAAUAUAUUGCUGGAUACUCAAAUUUAAUACAUUAUAUAUAUUCUUUUUUUUUUAAAUAUUAUUUUACAAUUAAAUUAUGUUCAAAUUGCUUAUGAAUUGUCUUAAUAAAUUAUUUUAAUCGAUC